AUGCGGGGAGGUGGGUACGUGCGGGAUCGGGCUCUGAUGUUGCCCCCCCUGUUCCUCACCCUGCAGGGCGAGCUGGAUGCCCUCCGAGCCCAGGUGCAGAGGGAUGUAGAUGGGCGCCUGGGGAAGAUGGCACAAGCCUCUCGGCACGUGGAGGGGAUGCUGGAGCAGCUGAACCCUGUUUGGCACAGCUCGGUGCAGGAGGACCUGCGAGGGACCUUCCAGCAGGAGGUGGGCAAGCUGGAGCAGGAGGUGGCAGCGCUGAGGAGGGAGCUGGCUGGCCUCAAGUCAGACCAGGAGGUGAUGGGGAAGCACGUGGAGGGGAUGCUGGAGCAGCUGAAGGCGGUGCGGGCUGACGUGGAAGCGCAGUUCCCAGCGUGGAUCAGCCGGUUCCUGUCGCAGCCCCAGCAGGAUGGUGCCACCAGCCUUGUCCUCCAGCGGGAAGAUUUGCAAGCGGAGCUCCAGGCUCUGGAGCGCAAGAUCCUGGCCAGAGUCCUGGAGGACAGGAGGCUGUCAGCACGGGAUGCUCAGGCCGGCAUGAGAGUGGCCCUGCAGCAAGGGGGGACUGCAGGGGUGACAGAGGAGCAAGUGCAUCUCAUCGUGGGCCAGGCCCUGAGGCGCUACAGCGAGGACCGCGUGGGGAUGGUUGACUACGCCCUGGAGUCGGCAGGGGCCAGCGUCAUCAACACCCGCUGCUCGGAGACCUACGAGACGCGGACGGCGCUGCUGAGCUUGUUCGGCAUCCCCCUGUGGUACCACUCGCAGUCCCCCCGUGUCAUCCUGCAGCCAGACGUCAACCCUGGGAACUGCUGGGCAUUUCGUGGGUCCCAGGGCUUUGCCAUCAUCCGCCUCUCCAGCAUCAUCCGCCCCACAGCCGUGACGCUGGAGCACAUCCCAAAAGCCCUCUCGCCCCAGGGGACCAUCCCCAGCGCCCCCAAGGACUUCGCUGUCUAUGGCUUGAAGGAGGAGGGAGAGGAGGAGGGCCUUCUCCUCGGGCAGUUCACCUACAACCAUGAUGGCGACCCCAUCCAAACGUUUUACUUGGAGGGUGACACCGUGGGCACGUACCAGCUGGUGGAGCUGCGGGUGCUGAGCAAUUGGGGCCACCCUGAAUACACCUGCAUCUACCGCUUCCGCGUGCACGGGGAGCCGGCGCACUGA
This is a messenger RNA of Phaethon lepturus (White-tailed tropicbird), 1158 nucleotides long. RefSeq names its product SUN domain-containing protein 2-like. The transcript has 9 exons. The record is from RefSeq and is a predicted model, not a curated record. Gene Ontology annotation, cellular component: nuclear envelope; meiotic nuclear membrane microtubule tethering complex. NCBI's taxonomy places the organism in Eukaryota, Metazoa, Chordata, Aves, Phaethontiformes, Phaethontidae. The coding region runs from base 1 to 1158 and encodes 385 amino acids. Gene Ontology annotation, biological process: nuclear envelope organization. Gene Ontology annotation, molecular function: protein-membrane adaptor activity.